AUGGGUGUGAAGAUGCCUUGGAACCUUGGCGUUUGCACCUUCCUGCUUCCUGGGAUCUUCCUGGGGUUCUUCUGGAUGCCAGGGACGUUGGGAGAAGGGUGCAGGCCUGCUCAUCUCUCUCUGCUCCCUUGGCUCUUUUCUCCCAACCAGGUCUUUCUUUCAACAGGCUGUUCAGGAGCCCCGGGCAAGGUUGCCUACAAGCUGCUGCACCAGCUCUUUGCCAAUUAUUCCAGCGCUUUGCGGCCAGCAGAGGAUACAGACAGGGCUCUCAACGUUACCCUUCAGGUCACCCUCUCCCAGAUCAUAGACAUGGAUGAGAGGAACCAAAUCUUGACGGCUUACCUUUGGAUCCGGCAGGUGUGGGUGGACACUUACCUAAGCUGGGACAAGGAAGACUAUGGCGGCAUUGACAGCAUCCGGAUACCUAGCAGCUACGUAUGGAGACCAGACAUCGUCCUUUACAACAAUGCCGAUGACCAGUUCACCAGCUCCAUGGAGACCAAUGUGGUGAUCCGCUGUGACGGGCAGAUCAUGUGGGACUCCCCAGCCAUCACCAGGAGCUCCUGCAAGGUGGACGUUUCGUACUUCCCCUUCGAUGGGCAGCAGUGCCGCCUGACCUUUGGCUCCUGGACCUACAACGGCAACCAAAUCGACCUCCUCAACAAGCAGGAGACAGGCGACCUGGCGGACUUCGUGGAGAACGUGGAGUGGGAAGUGCUGGGGAUGCCGGCCAAGAGGAACGUGAUCACCUACGGCUGCUGCUCGGAGCCUUAUCCAGAUGUCACUUACACACUGCUGCUCAGACGGCGGGCCUCCUUCUACGUCUUCAACCUCCUGCUGCCCUGCGUCAUGAUCUCCUUCCUGGCCCCACUGGGCUUCUACCUUCCGGCAGACUCUGGCGAGAAGGUGUCCCUGGGGGUGACCGUUCUUCUGGCCCUGACGGUCUUCCAACUGCUGGUGGCGGAAAGCAUGCCACCCUCCGAGAACGUGCCGCUGAUUGGGAAGUACUACAUUGCCACCAUGACGAUGAUCACCGCCUCUACUGCCCUGACCAUCUUCAUCAUGAAUGUCCACCACUGCGGCCCCAGGGCAAGGCCCGUCCCCCAGUGGGCCCGGAGGUUCAUCCUGCAGUAUAUGGCCCGCAUUGUCUUCGUCUAUGAGGUUGGGGACAGCUGCAAGAGCCCACCACAGGAGCUGGACCCACCCCCUCAAGUCCAGAGGGCCAGCGUGGAGGAAGCCAAGGGCAGGGGGCUCUCUUCUUGGGGGACCCCGCAGCUCCAAGGGCUUGGCAGCAUCCCCAAGCAGCCUGCUGGCCGGGACGUGGAGCUAGAGGAGCAGCCCUCCUGCCCCAGAAGGAAGUGUUGGUGCCACCAGGAGAGCAUUCUUCGGAACGUGGACUACAUCGCCGGCUGCUUCCGAGACCAGAGGGCAGCUUCCAAACGGGUGGGGGAGUGGAAGAAAGUGGCCAAAGUCAUGGACCGCUUCUUCAUGUGGACCUUCUUUGCUAUGGUGUUCAUCAUGAGCGCCCUGAUCAUGGGCCAAGCCGGGUGAUGCAGAGUGCCCUUUGUGCAGCUGG
Messenger RNA from Candoia aspera, 1576 nucleotides. RefSeq names its product cholinergic receptor nicotinic alpha 10 subunit (gene CHRNA10). The record is from RefSeq and is a predicted model, not a curated record. The transcript is spliced from 5 exons. Gene Ontology annotation, cellular component: synapse; plasma membrane; neuron projection. Lineage: Eukaryota; Metazoa; Chordata; Lepidosauria; Squamata; Candoiidae. Gene Ontology annotation, molecular function: transmembrane signaling receptor activity; acetylcholine-gated monoatomic cation-selective channel activity. Gene Ontology annotation, biological process: chemical synaptic transmission; signal transduction; monoatomic ion transmembrane transport. Bases 1 to 1551 code for a protein of 516 amino acids.